This is a messenger RNA of Corticium candelabrum, 1481 nucleotides long. RefSeq names its product aspartyl/asparaginyl beta-hydroxylase-like. Gene Ontology annotation, molecular function: peptidyl-aspartic acid 3-dioxygenase activity. Gene Ontology annotation, biological process: peptidyl-aspartic acid hydroxylation. Bases 107 to 1330 code for a protein of 407 amino acids. Gene Ontology annotation, cellular component: endoplasmic reticulum. The record is from RefSeq and is a predicted model, not a curated record. The transcript has a single exon. NCBI's taxonomy places the organism in Eukaryota, Metazoa, Porifera, Homoscleromorpha, Homosclerophorida, Plakinidae.
UGCGCCAUUGUUGUACACUACUGCAGCGAUCGGUGCUUUCCUGGACAAAGGCAGUCAUUCAAACAAAGCAUGUGUGCUGAAUUUCGUUAGAAUUUAAAGAGCAGCAAUGUGGAGAGUCUUACUGCUUGGUAUUCUAUUCUCUAGUCUGACUGAAUGCAAACAGAGCAAGACUGUAGUUCAUACGGUAAAGGUGACCGACGAAGAGGAUCUUGUCUUUCAUCAGGACAGCGAUCCCUGCAAAGUGCUGCGCAAAUACUGCAAAAAGGUGCAAGCAAUAGCCUACGACUCGUGCUUCUCUCAACUGUAUGAGCUCACACUCAAACAAUUCACAUCAACUUGGAGCCAAGUGAAAAACUUGAUGUCGUUCACGGUGUCUUUCUUUCUCAGUUGCAAGCCAUUCAAUCACAGACCAAAGCUGGGAACCAAAACAAUUUAUCACGACACUGUUGGUACUGGUGGGGAAGAGGUGCUGCAAGUUUCAGUACGAAACAGUACAGAAAUCAUAGAAGAAAUGUAUGGCUAUUUGCUCAAGGCGUCCAACAGAGAUGCUAAGGCUCUCCAACAGUUCAACGACCGUCGACCCAAACUAAAAAUGACUAAUGAGGAGAAACUGGCACUUUAUAGCAAAUCUAUUCUGCUUCUACCGACUAAUCUGUUUGUUGUUGAUCAAUUUGGUCUGGCUCUUAUGGCAACAGAUCAUAAAGAUCUGGCAAACACACUGUUUGAGAAUGCCGUUAAAACAGGACUGUGGGGCCAUCCCAUGCAGCGACCGGUUUCAAAAUAUGUUCGAUAUUUACCCGCCAAGCCAUGGCUUGAACCUAAACAUUUUCCAUUCCUCAGAAAGUUAGAGAAAGGAUACAAGAAAAUAAAAGAAGAAUUUCUCACUACUCUCAAGAACAAUCCUGAGCUGUUUACUGAGGAAGCAGAAAAUCUUCAUGUUGGUGGAAACUGGACCGAGCUUAGACUCAAGUCAUCGGGUCAUGGGUUUACAAAAGCAAGCGAAUCUUUCCCUAAAACAAUGAGGAUCAUCAAUAACUGUGGUCAGGAAUUUACUAGCAUCAAAUUCUCUGCUAUUCAAGCAAAUACUCAUAUUCAACCUCACACAGGACCUACCAAUGAGAGACUACGGAUCCAUCUUACACUCAUACACAAGGGAGGGGCAAAGAUACGAGUUCAUGAUGAAUGGCACACUUGGGUAGAAGGAAAGGCGAUUAUUUUUGAUGACUCUUGGGAGCACGAGGUAGUUAACGAAGGAACAGAACCAAGAGUUGUACUCAUCUUUGACAUCUGGCAUCCAGAACUUCCAGAAAACGAACGAAUAGUCCAUUGACAGCAAUCUUGCAAACAGCACUAGACAUGCACUCUAGUCACAUGUCAUCAGUUUUAUGUUUUGCAUAUUUAGUUAAUAAAGUAGUCAAUCUGUUUCAAUACAAGAUGUAACUCUAAUCACAACCUAGCCUACUAUACUAAUUUAUAGUAGA